Messenger RNA from Ogataea philodendri, 1236 nucleotides. RefSeq lists its product as uncharacterized. The transcript has a single exon. Gene Ontology annotation, biological process: mitotic cell cycle; positive regulation of transcription by RNA polymerase II. The record is from RefSeq and is a predicted model, not a curated record. Lineage: Eukaryota; Fungi; Ascomycota; Pichiomycetes; Pichiales; Pichiaceae. Gene Ontology annotation, molecular function: DNA-binding transcription factor activity, RNA polymerase II-specific; RNA polymerase II cis-regulatory region sequence-specific DNA binding. Gene Ontology annotation, cellular component: nucleus. Bases 1 to 1236 code for a protein of 411 amino acids.
AUGUCGCCGGAAACAAACAACCAUCAGGAAGACUCCAUCGACGAUAACUCAAAAUCGUCUGGUGUGCGCCUCCGCCGUGGCCCAUGGUCCCCUGAAGAAGACAGCAAGCUACUCGAACUCGUGCGAUUGUACGGAGGAGAAAAGAACCUCAACUGGGUCAAGAUAUCCCAAGUGUUACAGACCAGGACAGCAAAGCAGGCCAGAGAACGAUUUCACCAGAACCUCAACCCGUCGUUGAACCGUACCCCCAUCACUGCCGAAGAAGGACGCUACAUUGAGGAGCUGGUCCAGAAAUAUGGUAAAAGAUGGGCCGAAAUCGCUAGGCACCUUAAUGGUAGAAGUGAUAACGCUGUUAAAAAUUGGUGGAACGGAGGAGCCAAUCGCAGGAAGAGAGCGUCUAUUCAAGGUUUGGAUAUGACCUCGUACGAAAAACAGGACGUGAAACAACCCGCAGAGAGACAAAUCGAGCCAGCGCACUCCGGAGACCCUAUCUUGCCGUUGCCCAAGCCAAGCGUCAACUUCAAUGUUGGCAUUUUCGGAUCUUCAUCCGAUGAAACGGCACCUACUUCGUCACCCGAAUUUCAGGCCAUUAGGACAGGUAGAAGUGCGUCGAUGGACAUGCGGGCAUACAACUACGACCAUCUACCGCCAAUGAGAAAACGGAAGCUGCUGGAUGACUACUCGACCGAACCAUUUCGAAGACACUCCGCCGCAGGAAUCGCAUUGUCUGGCACCCCUGGGGGAGUUGCUUUACACCACUAUAAUCACACCGGACAUCUCUCGGGCAACUCAUCUCCAUACCCGGCAUCGCCCAUGUCUAAAUUCUCGUCCAGAAACUCGUCCAUUGUGUCUGCAGAUUGCACCCCGUUAACUCAUCUGAGCGACGGAACCUCGAUCAACUCGCGCCGCUCCUCAAUGUUCGCCAAUAUGGAGGUUGCUGGUAACGGUGGCCCACAGUUCAAAAGUCCCUCGCUGGCACCUCGUAUGUCAAGCUCGGGAAUGUCGUCUCCCCAGCUCUUCACUAAUGCAAACAACAGUGGACACCAUUUGCCAAGCCUGCCCCCACUUGCCUCGCUUCCAGUUCCGCCUCCAAAGAAAGAUCUCUUCAAGAAAGAGUUCGGUUUUGAAAAGCCCGCCUCCAACAGCUCAGCAGCUACUCCUGUCACUUCGCAGUCGUCGUCCUCUAGCGACGUGAAGAAAGACAAACAAAAAAUGAGCAUCUCGUUUUUAGUUUGA